AUGAACGGCCACGAAAAGAAUAGCUCUGGAUCUGGUACUUGCACUCCAGUUCCUCUGGAGCAAGUCACAGAGCAAAUCACGAAGGAUUUUGUCUCUAGUUCCCGUGAGCCUACUCCCGAGGGAACUCCCCCAGAUAAAGUCAUCAGAACGCCUCCACAUUUUUCUCCGCGGUCUGAUCUAUUGAAUCAAAAGCCAACGAAAGAGAAUGCCCAAAGCCUUUUCUCGCAAGAUUGUUGUGUUUUUGUUGGAAAUCUCUCGAACAAGAUUCCAAUCGAACAAUUGGAGCAUGAUCUUGCACAGAUCAUGUUGCAGUAUGGUCGUUGUUUCGUUAAUAUUAAAUGUCCAAAGAAUAUGCCUAGUGGAUUUGUGCAAUACGAAGAACGAGAAACAGCGAAAAAGGCGCUUGCAAAAAAUGGUCAACAUAUACUUCACGGGCGAGCGUUGAGAUUUGAGGCGAGUCAAGCACAUACAACUGCCUACAUCAGCCUUCGCUCUGGUCACUCGAUCACUGAGUCUGAGAUCAGGAAACUCCUGAAUAACUUUGGCGAGUUGAAAACAGUUGACAUAUGCACGCAUAUUGACCAGGGCUAUCGAACCAUCUACGGUCUCAUCGAUUUCGCAUACCAAGGUGACUUUGCAAAGGCACUUCAUACUUUUCACCACAACGACAAAUACUAUCUGAGAAGGGCCGAGAUGGAUGAUAUCCCCCACGAUGGUGCUAUCGAAGGAGACAGGCAUUCAAAUGAACCUCCUCAGAACCGCACCUGGAACAAUUCGCGACUUCCUAGAGCCCGACCAUAUGGCAACGGCCAUAACAGAGGCCACAACAACGGUCCCAACGGCUACAACAACAGCAAUCACGGCUAUAACAACAGUACUGGCAACGGCAACGUGGGAAAUGGUGGUAACAGCGGCAGAGGUGGCAUUCGCAGUGGCCCCCCCAGACACCACGCCAGCUUUUCAAACCAGCACACUCCCACCCAGAGUAUCAACGCUCAAAACAAUCCAUCCCAUGGUUUUUCUCCUCGCCAAUUUCACCGGGGAUUUCACUUCCCUCCGACCGUCGGCGGCGCCGGUAACUUCGACCAAGGCUAUAACCCCAACGUCAAUCAGGGCUAUAAUCCCUCCUUCAAUCAAGGCUGCAAUCCCACCCUCAAUCAAAACUUCUCUCAGGGCUACCCUUUUAACAACCAUGCUCAUUAUCCCCCCCAAGGAUACCCACCCGCUGAAGCUUUUGUCAGCCCAUCCAUUGGCUUCAGCCAGAUGUCAGUGCCGGAAGUCACAACUCAGCCAUUUCCUUCCGAGUACCCUGGCAUGCCAAAUCCAGGGCUCCCUAUUUUUAUGCCGAACCAAUACCAUCCUGCUAUGUUGACACGGCACCAGACUAUGAUCGAAGGUCCACCUGCACCAAGGCCUCCUUUCCCUAACGAACCUCUCCUCGUCUCUAGCCAGCCACAGUUUGACUCUGAUCAGCACCGAGAACACUGGUGGUGUCCUACUUGGGUCCCUGCCGGAAUGCCGCCCAACUGGCCAGGUGCCCCGGGCAGCUAUUGUAUGCAGCCAGGCUACAGUCAUUACUCUGUGCCUCGCGCCAGCCAGCCCAGCUUGGAAGCACCUUUUUAUGGAGGUUUUUCUGAGGCCGAAGCAUAUGAAUCUACCUUGAAUCAGAUCCAUGUUGAACCAACUGAGGGCGAGGAAAUCGAGAGAGGACGCUCUCGUGUUCAACAGCACCAUUCAACCACCGAUGGGAGUUCCGACAUGCCCCAAGUGGCCGUCCCUGGCCAGACCAAGAGUGAACCACUUUCAGUGCCAACUCAUGUGCAGGAGGGUGCCAACAUCGUAACUGUGAAGGCAUCUUCUGAUACCGGCAUCGGGCCGACCACGUCUCAAGAUGAUCCCAUUGAGCCUGAGAAUAACCCAAAUGAGCCUGAGCCCGAAGCUGAAAAUACUGACGAGCCCAGCCACGCCCCGGCUGCGGACGAAGAGCACCGAAAUCCGAACGUUGAGACUGUGCCUGAACUGGAAGUUGAAACUAAGAGUGCUGCUGAUUCAUCGGAAGGAGGCCCCGAUCCUAAGACGCCCGAUACCGACCAGUCACGGGAGCGUGUUACUACCAGUACCAAAUCGCAGCCCGACUCACGAACAACAGUCACUGCACCGACAGUAGCCAAGACCGGUGCCAAACGCAAGUCGCCUGUCAAAGACAAGGGAGCCAACGCAGAAAAGCUUGACAACAGCAAGUCACCAGCCAAGGAUGGGACUACCGAUGCUGACAAACCUGACAAAGGCAAGUCGCCUGCCAAAGAUGAGAUUGCCAACACCGACAAGCUUGACGAAGGCAAGUCACCAGCCAAGGACGAGACUGCCAACACCGACGAACUUGAAAAAGACAAGUCACUAGCCAAACGCCCUGUGAGACUUGAGCUUGAUGUGCCAAAAUUUGCCAUAGAAUAUGCCCGGAAGAGGGCGACUCGCACUCCACUGCGUGAGAACAAACCACUCAAGGAAAAAUAUCAGCCCCAAACCGGCAGCCGUAAGACUGUUGAGGACUACACUCGCGAAACAUAUCGCCAGAUGGUCGCGAAAGACCCCAGCUUCCAGUUCAAAGAUGAGAGUAAGCUGGAUGAGGCUAUCCAAGAACUUGAAGAUGAGUGGUAUGAGCAAGGGUGGGCAGAAGAAGGUCUCGGUCCUGAGGAUGAAAGUCCAGACUCUGGGUCUCCCAAGGACCCGAAAGACAAGUCGUCGGCAUAG
Penicillium soppii is the source of this 2751-nucleotide messenger RNA. RefSeq lists its product as uncharacterized. Gene Ontology annotation, cellular component: ribonucleoprotein complex. The coding region runs from base 1 to 2751 and encodes 916 amino acids. The record is from RefSeq and is a predicted model, not a curated record. Gene Ontology annotation, molecular function: RNA binding. The transcript is spliced from 5 exons. Lineage: Eukaryota; Fungi; Ascomycota; Eurotiomycetes; Eurotiales; Aspergillaceae.